AUGGACUGUAAUGGUCAUGAGAAUCUUACUAAAGAACUUAAUAAUAGUUAUUCCUUUAAUAAUGAUAAUGAUAAAAAUGACUUUAUAGACAUAAAUGAAAUAGAUACAUUUAUUUUUAUUAAUCAAGAUUUAAGUAAUAAAGUUAACAAUGAAGAUAAUAUUGUCAACCAAAUAGUGUGCAGUAACCAUGAGAUUGAAGACACUUAUAAUGUCAACGAAGUAGUUGUAUCUCAGGAAGGAACUGAUACUUUUGAUAAUGAAAAAGCCAAUUCUGAAAACAUAACAGAAUUUGAUGAUGAAAAUACUCCAGACAUGUUUGGGAAAAAAAAAAAAGUAAUAAACGAAGUCGCAUUGUAA
Molecule: messenger RNA, 357 nt
Organism: Macrosiphum euphorbiae (potato aphid)
Lineage: Eukaryota; Metazoa; Arthropoda; Insecta; Hemiptera; Aphididae
Source: the annotation of a GenBank genome assembly